This is a messenger RNA of Achroia grisella, 1581 nucleotides long. RefSeq names its product GDP-fucose protein O-fucosyltransferase 1 (gene pofut1). Gene Ontology annotation, molecular function: peptide-O-fucosyltransferase activity. The transcript is spliced from 4 exons. The coding region runs from base 131 to 1267 and encodes 378 amino acids. NCBI's taxonomy places the organism in Eukaryota, Metazoa, Arthropoda, Insecta, Lepidoptera, Pyralidae. Gene Ontology annotation, biological process: protein O-linked glycosylation via fucose; Notch signaling pathway. The record is from RefSeq and is a predicted model, not a curated record.
UGUUUGCGCUAGGAUAUUGGUGUUCUGUGGUUUGCGGUACCAAACUGCCAACUUUUGAAACUUAUUUUUUCAUUCCUAAAGUUUAUUUAUUGUAAUUUGAUGGGUUUAGCAAUAUAUAAUUUCUUAGAAUAUGCCCAAAUCCAUUCUAUUUAUUUCCUUACUAAUAUUGUCACGGGCUGUUACUUUGAAGUAUGAUAAAAAUGGUUAUAUUGCGUACUGUCCUUGUAUGGGGAGGUUUGGGAAUCAAGCUGAUCAUUUUUUAGGUGCAUUGGCAUUUAGUAAAGGUGUAAACAGAACUCUUAUCCUUCCACCAUGGAUUGAGUACCGAUUCGGAGAAUCAAAAUCUGUACAAGUUCCUUUUGACACUUAUUUUAGGGUUGAUCUAUUGAAACAAUAUCACAGCGUUAUUACUAUGAAUUAUUUUAUGGAACACAUUGCAUCUACUCUCUGGCCAAAAGAUAAAAGAAUAUCAUUCUGUUAUACAAAAAGAGGUCAAGAGGGUACAAGUUGUAAUGCAAAAUCUGGUAAUCCUUUUGGACCAUUUUGGGAUUCAUUUAAUAUAGAUUUUGUUGGAUCUGAAUUUUAUGGCCCUUUGAACUAUGAUGCUCACAAUGUGGUAAUGAUGGAGAAAUGGAAACUAAAAUACUCUUCCGAUACCUGGCCAGUUUUAGCUUUUACAGGGGCUCCUGCAAGUUUUCCUGUUCAGAAGGAAAAUCUGAUUUUACAAAAAUAUAUGACAUGGAAUGGCGACCUUGUCAGUAGAUCUAAGCUGUUCAUAAAAAAAUAUAUGAGUGGGGGUGGCUUCUUGGGUAUCCACCUCAGAAAUGGUAAAGAUUGGGUCAAAGCUUGUCACCAUGUCCAGGACAGUCCAACAUUAUUUUCUGCACCACAAUGUGUUGGAUAUAAAAAUGAAAGAGGCCCUUUAACAUUGUCUAUGUGUUUUCCUGAACAAGCUGAUGUCAUAAAGCAAGUAAAGAGAGCUUUAAAAAAACUUGAGGAUAUCAAAUAUCUCUUUAUUGCAUCGGAUUCAAACCACAUGGUGAAGGAAUUCAAUUCAGCCUUGGAUGGUUUUGCCAUAAAAACAAUAACUCUACAUCCAUCAAAUCCUCAUUUAGAUUUAGCUAUUUUGGGACAAGCGAACUAUUUUAUUGGAAAUUGUGUAUCUUCUUUCACUGCAUUUGUAAAACGAGAAAGAGAUGUGCAGGGUCUUCCAUCAGAAUUUUGGUCAUUUCCACAUCGCAAGAAAAUGAAACAUGAAGAUCUUUAACAAACAAUUACAUUACAUGUAAGCAUCACUAAGUGCCUUUUUAAAUGAGAUAAAAUCAUGGAUAAUGUUUUCUUUUUUUUUGCUAAUUUUGGUACUAAAUUGAUAAUUAAAAUGUUUGAAGCAGUACUCCCUGUGAUUGGCAUGCUAUUAUUAUGCUAUUCAUUAUUAUGAACUGUAUUAGCAUAUAAAAGUAGAGUUUAAAGUUGCAGUUAAGUAGAAUUCCUAAAAUGUUUUCCUCUGUAAUGUAGUUUAUUGUUAAUUAAGCAUGUGAUUUAUAUUUACAGAACAUAAAAUUCUACAAUGUGCCUUUUGUA